AAACAAGUAGUCGCAGAUGCAUACGCAGAACGAAUCCAAAAACUCAGACCUCGACCGCGCAACCCCACUAUGCCUUCUGUACCAUUCGCAUCGUUAGCUGGGACAUAUGUACAUCCAGCUUAUGGUACGCUAGAACUAUGCGCUAUACCGUCCUUGAACCUACCGAUCUCCCAAUCGACCCCAAAUUGCAAAACACUCAUCAAUGAACUUUCUUUCAAGCUUCCUGGAACUUUCAACACGUCUGAAUCUGUCCCGACGUUUUUUGCGUACAUGGACAGUGCAUGGUUGUCCCACGUUCGUUUGCAACAUUUCGAUGGGAAUUUAUUCAACGUGUCAGGGUUCCAAAGCUUGGUAAGUAAAUCAAACGACCACGUUUUUCUCGCUCCCCGACAUGGCUAA
This is a messenger RNA of Lentinula edodes (shiitake mushroom), 399 nucleotides long. RefSeq lists its product as uncharacterized. The annotation marks the transcript as partial. The transcript has a single exon. The record is from RefSeq and is a predicted model, not a curated record. Lineage: Eukaryota; Fungi; Basidiomycota; Agaricomycetes; Agaricales; Omphalotaceae.